CCUCAUUCUCUCUCCCCCCAAGAAGCGAUCACAAUGACAAAAUAUGACUUUCUCUGCGUCAAAUUCUUUCUAGGGCCGGCUCUUUUGGUAGUAGCACUUUUCAUUCUUCGUUACACUUGCCAACCCCAAAACGUGAACGUCUUCUCUUCUUUCAUGCCCGCAAUUUCAUCCAUAUCUCCGUCUCCGUCUCCUUCUCCGACCCAACCCCCGUCCCUAGAGCCGAGCGUUGACCCGAAAUCUCAGCCCGAACCGACGGGCAUGACGUCGAUGAACGCCACAACGAUCACUAGCUGCCAAAAGAGAAGAGAAGGAGAGUUGGGGAAGGCAAGAGCGAUGAUACUUGAAGCCGUAAAGACAAAAAACUAUACAUCGGACAAAGACGAGGGCUUUGUUCCUCGUGGAGCUGUUUACAGAAACUCGUAG
This is a messenger RNA of Tarenaya hassleriana, 423 nucleotides long. Its product is annotated as probable glycosyltransferase At5g20260. NCBI's taxonomy places the organism in Eukaryota, Viridiplantae, Streptophyta, Magnoliopsida, Brassicales, Cleomaceae. The record is from RefSeq and is a predicted model, not a curated record. Bases 34 to 423 code for a protein of 129 amino acids. The transcript has 3 exons.